Ostrea edulis (European flat oyster) is the source of this 741-nucleotide messenger RNA. Its product is annotated as cerebellin-3-like. Lineage: Eukaryota; Metazoa; Mollusca; Bivalvia; Ostreida; Ostreidae. The record is from RefSeq and is a predicted model, not a curated record. Gene Ontology annotation, molecular function: protein binding. The coding region runs from base 75 to 668 and encodes 197 amino acids. The transcript has 2 exons.
CAAUGCCCGAUAACGUUAUAUUUUUUCUCUGGAUUCCAUACCCUUAAGACGUUUAGUAGGACCAAUAACCAAGAAUGAAUUUUGGCUGUGUUGUUUUGGGUUUAUUGUUCAUUGAAGCUGUACAUUCCCUUAACCUGACGUCCGUAGAUCAGCACUCUGAACUCGCCAAUCUGAAACAGGAAGUCAGUAAUCUGAGGCUUGCCAUGGCGGCGUUGAAUUCUACAUUUAAUUCCGAGUUGUUGAGAUUGAACAAUGCAUUAGCUACCAGGCCACGUAUAGCCUUUACAGCGUGCCUAGGAACAGCCCCAAAAGUUUUAGGAUUACAUCAAUCUAUUGAAUUUGAUCAUGUGAUUCUCAAUGAAGGCGGAGCUUACGACCCACGGCACGGAGUAUUUCAGGCACCUGUUAGCGGAGUGUAUCAAUUCAUUUUGACAUUUGUCAAUGAUGCACAACAUGGGGCGUUCAUUGAAAUAGUCAAGGAAGGUGUGCAAUUGGCUUAUUCUUAUAGCGAUGAUGGUAAUUACCAUUCAAGUAUCGUACAGGUCAACAUCAAGGUCGACGCAGGACAAGAUGUCUGGUGCAGAAACGCAUACCCUUCAAGUCCCAAUUUAAGUUACCUAAAUGGAGAUGGGAAGUAUUCUUGUUUUUCCGGACAUAUUAUUUCAUAAAUUUGCUUCUUCAUAACUACUACGUUUUGUGUGAGAAAAUUACGCUUUAACCUAAUAAAGUUUGUACACUUCU